Pangasianodon hypophthalmus (striped catfish) is the source of this 1846-nucleotide messenger RNA. RefSeq lists its product as uncharacterized. Bases 118 to 1266 code for a protein of 382 amino acids. The record is from RefSeq and is a predicted model, not a curated record. The transcript has 8 exons. Lineage: Eukaryota; Metazoa; Chordata; Actinopteri; Siluriformes; Pangasiidae.
ACUCAGCUUACGUGUGGUCUUAUAGCAUUGACCUUUGAAAAACCCACUCAUAGCUAUAGUCACAGUUCAUGAAAAAACUGUGCUUUGUGUCUGCAUGUGAAACACGCUUCUUUCAACAUGAGAAGAAUUCUUUGUGUUAUCUUGGGCUUAUGUAUUAUUAGUUUGGCUAUUUCAACUCAUGGUCCUGUCCAGUACGUGCCACUGGGCAACAGAGUUACGAUGCCAUGUGAUGGUUAUGGUGAUCGCAGAACUGCCAAGUGGUUGCACAAAAAAGAUGACAAUAAGUUUAAGACUAUUUUUCAUGAAAGUUUUGGCUACACUUUCCAAAACAAGUCUCUGUCAGCCAGGAAAAAGACUACCAGGAACUUUUCUUUAGUAAUCAGUCCUUUCUCUGAGCUGGACAAGGGGACAUAUGUUUGUCAAGUGUGCACAACUACAGGCAUAUGUACCGAUGGCAAACCAAUAACCUUAUUACCCCAGUUUGACACAUUUUCUACAGCAUUAAGGACACUGUUUGUUAUAGAAGGUGAUCAAUUCAAUUAUAGCUGUCUCCACAACUUUACCCUGAAAGCGUACUGGAGAUUUGAAGCACUUGGAGAAAAUACUGCCAUUUCUAUAAACCGUUUAAAUAAAAAUGUAUUGUUUAUUUCGGAUGUUCAGCCAGCUAAUGCAGGCAAGUACAGCUACUGGGGUGAGACAUCAACUGGACAACAGCAGAGAAUGUGUUCUGUGACUCUGUGUGUACUUAGAGUCAGAACUGUAAAGCUGACUGAUUCUCCACAGAGCUGUACCCUGUACUGUGAUGAAGAUGUGGAUACAGAUGAAGAAGGCUCGGCUGUUUUAGGAACAGAUAAAUGGAAUAUCUCUAUUACUGGAAGAGUGAAUAAGCCGCAGAGCUUUUUGAGCUGUAGGCUGCUGAGAAGCGGUGUGGAAACACACACAUUCAGCCUUGAGGAUACCACUGCUACUGCUCAGUCAAAUGCCAUUUCAUCCACUACAGACAACUUGUACAGCAGCCGCCCCAAAGUAGCUGCAUUAAUAAGCACGUCUGCAGCUCUUCUUUUCAUCGUCAUCGUAGCUCUUUUUAUAUUUUUAUGUGUUUUACGACAGAGGGCAGUCAGAAACUCUAGUAGAAGUGCGAAUGGACAACCAGAGGAGGAAAAUGAGCCUCAGGUGAUUUAUUCUACUCUUCAAAUUGGUAGACAUCAACAACAGAAUGUCAUCACAUUGGACACUGAGUGUGUGUACAGUCAGAUUAAAGUGUAGAAGAAACAGCAGAUUGUUGUGCUUUUAAACACAUUAUUGUCACUGAUAGUAUUUGAUUGUUAUGGUUUGGGCCUGAAUUAAUAAUAUUUAUUGCAACACAAAUUACUCUUUGGUACUAUGUUGAUGUUAGUUGUUUUCAGUAUCAUGUUCACUAUCUGCUGAAGAGGUAUCUGUAAAAUGGUGUGUCCUUGCUUGCUUUAGAACACAGAAAAAAAAGACUUUUAAAUGAUUUUUGAAUCACAUAUAUUUAUUUUAAUAAAUAUCUAUAUGUUAAGUGUUGAAUUAACUACAUGCAUAUGUACAUGCCAGUGCUGAAAUGUGGCAGAUUACAUUAAUUUCAGUACUACUGUUGCAAACAUGUCUGAGACAAAACAAUCCUGUUUAUGGUGGAUCACAACCAUUCAACUGUGACACUGGCCUGGACUAUUGUCAUGUUUACUGGAUUAUAUUUACUCUGAUUAUUUGUAUAGAAACCCUAAACUUUACAUUAAACCAUGCGCUGUAUACAAUUGCUUUUUAACUGCAUCAGAAUAGGUAUGUGCAUAAAUGUGUGUGUGUGUGUGUGUGUAAAAUGACACUG